This is a messenger RNA of Wyeomyia smithii (pitcher-plant mosquito), 1349 nucleotides long. RefSeq names its product serine protease snake-like. Bases 69 to 1208 code for a protein of 379 amino acids. NCBI's taxonomy places the organism in Eukaryota, Metazoa, Arthropoda, Insecta, Diptera, Culicidae. The record is from RefSeq and is a predicted model, not a curated record. Gene Ontology annotation, biological process: proteolysis. The transcript is spliced from 4 exons. Gene Ontology annotation, molecular function: serine-type endopeptidase activity.
GACGAGUUCUUCUUUGCGGUCAAGAAUAAAAAAAUACAAAGUGUGAAAUCUACUGAAAGCUCAGUAGCAUGCAGUGUUUAUUAGCAGUAUGUGGAAUUUUCUUGUUUUGUUUAUACACUGGAACACAUGCUUUGGAAGAGGGUGACACAUGUAAAUUCCAGAAGGAACCCGGUGUUUGCCUUGGCUAUAGUAAAUGUCGCCAGGUACUGGAAUCGUUGGAAGCCCGGAUCACCAUCUGUACUUACAAUGCACAGGAGGCUGUGGUGUGCUGCCCAUCAAACUAUCAAGAUCAUUUGGUCAAGUUGCGGAAUGAAGAGGCGGGCCUAAGGAUCAGUGCUAAGAAGUGCAAAGAUUACGCACGUUUGGCUAUGCCUACUCAGAUCCUGAGCUGGCUUAAACCGGACACUCAACUAAUUCAGAAGCGCGGUAAUCUAUGUACAACGGACAACAAGCUGAUUGUGGGAGGUGAAGCGGCCCAACCGGGUGAAUUUCCCCAUAUGGUAGCUAUCGGUUAUCGAAGACAACAUUUUACUAGCGGCAUCGAUUUCAACUGCGGAGGUUCUCUCAUCAGUGAAAACUUUGUGCUGACGGCAGGGCACUGUCGAACUCGGGACGCCUUUAUGGUUCGAUUGGGUAGCACGGAGUUAUUUGGUAUAGCUGGAGAUGAGCCGGCUUCGGAUGACUACUAUAUUGAAUCGUUCAUUAAGCAUCCGAGUUACACGAUACGAAAUAAGUAUAACGAUAUAGCACUGAUUAAACUGAUGGGAAUGGUGCGGAUGAGUCAACGAAUUCGACCAGCUUGCCUGUAUCAGUCGACGGAAGUGACGGAACCGAAGCUUAUUGCUAUCGGGUAUGGCGCCUUACAGAGCUUCGGCGUCAGCGCCAACCGUUUGAUGAAAGUGGUGCUCGACCAGUAUAAUAACGAGCAGUGUCAGCAGGUGUACCAAGAUUUAGCCAGCCAACCGUCUCUGGCACAAGGUAUACAUGGGAGUCAGCUCUGCGCUGGAUACGCGUCCGGCGGACAUGACACGUGUCAGGGCGAUUCCGGUGGUCCGUUGCAGGUGCGUGACAAAAACGAGGACUGUAUUUUUCAACUGGUGGCCAUCACAUCGUUCGGAAAGGUUUGUGGGACGACCAUCCCUGGUGUAUACACCCGCAUCUCAUGGUAUUUGGAUUGGAUUGAGUCAAUCGUGUGGCCACCGGCUUAGCUGCAAGAAUGCGUAAGAAUGAACAACGAUUUAAUAAUGACGCGGUAAGUCGCUGGGGGAAACUUGUUUACAAAUAAAAAAGACAUGCGAUAAUGCGAUGAUGAGUGCUGGGAAAUCCUUCUUUAUUCGAAAACCGGUUUU